This is a messenger RNA of Erythranthe guttata (spotted monkey flower), 2083 nucleotides long. RefSeq names its product glucan endo-1,3-beta-glucosidase 2. Lineage: Eukaryota; Viridiplantae; Streptophyta; Magnoliopsida; Lamiales; Phrymaceae. Gene Ontology annotation, biological process: carbohydrate metabolic process. The record is from RefSeq and is a predicted model, not a curated record. Gene Ontology annotation, molecular function: hydrolase activity, hydrolyzing O-glycosyl compounds.
GGGUAGUCCUGCAAAAAAAAUAAAAAAAUAUUAAAAAAAGAAACAGAGAACAAGACAGAAUUGAAGAUGAUUUUGUAGCCGUUGGAUCAAUUCUGACAACAACUUUUUGUGAUUGACGCCUCAACCAUUUUUCCCUCCCCCCUCUUAAAUAAAUAAAUAAAUACCCUUUUUCACUACUUCUUUUCUUUCUUGACCAAUUUGCUUUCUUUAGCCUCUUAUUACAAACAAGGGUUUUCUUUACUGCAUUUUCUUGAACACUCUGAUGAAGAAGAUAACAAUGGCGGCAAUGGUGCUUUUUCUUUUUCUGGUUUUGGCAUUUUCUUCUGCUUCUGCUGAUGACGAAGAAGCAUUCAUCGGAGUGAACAUAGGUACGGAUCUCUCCGACAUGCCCCACCCGACCCAAGUGGUCGCCCUCCUCAAAGCCCAACAAAUCCGCCACGUCAGACUCUACAACGCCGACCGAGGCAUGCUCCUCGCCCUAGCCAACACCGGAAUCCGCGUCGCUAUCUCAAUCCCCAAUGACCAAAUCCUCGGCAUCGGCCAGUCGAACUCCACCGCCGCCAAUUGGGUCUCCCAAAACGUCGCCGCUCACUACCCCGCCACCAACAUCACAACAAUAUGCGUCGGUUCUGAGGUCCCCACCUCCCUACCCAAUGUGGGCCCGGUCCUAGUCGCCGCCCUCAAGUACAUCCAAUCCGCCCUCGUGGCGUCGAAUCUCGACCGUCGGAUCAAAGUCUCCACCCCUCUACCCUCCCUCAUGAUCCUCGACUCUUUCCCUCCUUCCCAAGCCUUCUUUAACCGUACGUGGAAUCCCGUUUUAAUCCCGUUGCUAAAAUUCCUCCAAUCCACGAACUCCUACUUAAUGCUGAACGUGUACCCUUACUACGACUACAUGAAAUCUAACGGGGUCAUUCCGUUAGACUACGCACUCUUCAAGCCCUUACUAGCAAAUAAAGAAGCAGUCGACGCGAACACCCUCCUCCACUACACGAACGUGUUCGACGCGUUGAUCGACGCCGCCUACUUCGCGAUGGCGGAUCUAAACAUCACCAACGUACCCGUUUUAGUGACGGAAUCCGGUUGGCCUUCGAAGGGCGAUUCGAAUGAACCCGACGCUAAUAUGGACAACGCGAAUACUUACAACAGCAAUUUGAUCAGGCACGUUUUAAACAAGACGGGCACACCAAAACAUCCUGGUAUUUCUGUCAGUACUUACAUUUACGAGCUGUACAACGAGGAUGCGAAGGCGGGCCCGCUUUCGGAGAAGAAUUGGGGGUUGUUCGACAAGAAUGGGGUUCCGACGUACAUUUUGAGGCUGACUGGAUCGGGGUCGGUUUUGGCUAACGACACCACGAAUCAGACUUUCUGCACUGCUAAAGAAGGGGCAGACGAGAAAAUGGUGCAGGCGGCUUUGGAUUGGGCUUGUGGGCCCGGGAAAGUGGAUUGUUCGUCUUUGUUGCAAGGGCAGGCUUGUUACGAGCCCGACACUGUUGUGGCGCAUGCGACUUACGCUUUCGAUGCUUAUUAUCAUCAGAUGGGGAAGACACCUGGCAGCUGCGAUUUUAAUGGGGUUGCUACUAUUACUACCACGAAUCCGAGUCAUGGUUCGUGCUUAUUUCUUGGAAGUGAUAGGAACGGUACCUUUCUGAACAGCACAAUUCCAGCUACGGAUUCGAAUAGCUCGAGCUCGACUUCUAAGUUCGUCCUAUACAAGAAUGCAUUUUUCGGAGCAAAUAUUGCGAUUAUUUUACUAUGGAUUGCGGUUCUUUUGUAACAUUGCUAAGUUCGGAACUAGCUCGAUUAAGACAACCUUAAAAAAAAGUUUUGGCAAAAAAAAUUUAUGUGUCCUUUAAUUCUCUUCUUUGUCUCGUGCCGACUUUUCGGAAGAAAGAAGGUUUUAUUAGAGGGUUCUUUAGAAGGAAGUUAGGGCAUGUACAGAGAACAAAAUGUGUAAGAAGAUUCUUUUGCAAGUGGGUGAACAUUGAAACGUAAUUUUUGAAUUCUGCCGAUUCCAAUUGAAGAUUUCCGAUUUUGGAAUAACAUUCUUUUCAUUUGGAAUUCGAAAGUUUUGAUUUUUGAAUUU